UCGUUUCCAUUCGUGGGCCAACAGUCGUCACCGAACGUUCCAGUCGAAAACGUGAGCUACACGCGUGCACACAACUUUCUCCGACCACUUGUGCUCACGGACCGCCGCGAUCGGAACCAGUUACCGCACGCGCACGUUUUUCCCGUUUCGUUCACUCGUCAACGCAACCCAACCGUCGUGACCCCUACCGCGAUAAUAACGAAACGAGAGUCUCGUUCGCGUCCAGUUUUGCAUCUGCGUGCGCGACUUCUUCCACGCGGACAGACGUGCAGCGGUCCUAUCGGCCUUGAACGGAAACGGCAUUGACAGUGCUCGCGCCAACCGCGGUCUUAUUGGCGAGUAGAAAUAAUAAUAACAAUAAAAAACAAAACGAACACCGAUCAAACUCGUCGCGGCGCGCUCGACCUCGUUAAUAUUCAGUUUGCGGUGGACGACAGCUCGGCGCUGAAGCGCAUUCGAAAUUGCGAUUCGUUUAACGUUAUCGCAUUGCCGCGCGGACCGUACACCGUUACAGACGUUAGUGUCGCAUUCGAUCGCGAUCACGGGCAGACAGGAGGAGCGGAAAACGUCGUCGUCAACGGAACGCCGAACGAGAUGCCGCAGCUGAUACUGGCCAAUGGUGAGCAAUACGUCGACGCGCCUGCGGUGCGCGACGACCACGAGCCCGACGGCAUCGACGUCAACUUCCCGGACGUACUGGCCGACCUGGACGUGGAAACGUUGCCCGACGACGUGGUCGAGUAUGCCCGCGUCCGGCUCGGCGAGACCGAAGAGUCCCGGACCAAGCUGUUGGCCGAGCUCGAAGACAUGAUCUACGAAAAAGGUGAUGUUACACCACAUAGAAUGGACGAAAAGUUUCUACUACGAUUUUUAAGAGCUCGGCAUUUCAAACUUCAUGCUACGUACAAACUAUUCGUCAAUUAUUACAGGUUUAGAGAAAAUCAUCCAGAAUUCUACACGAUCAACCCGUUAAAUUUGUCUUUCAUAGCUGACACAGACGUAUUGAGCGUUCUUCCUUACAGAGAACAGACAGGCAGACGAAUUUUAAUUUACAAAUUAGGUAACUGGAACAUUAACGAUUUCGACAUGACCGAAAUACUUAAAGCGUCACUGGCAACGUUAGAACUGGGAAUUUUAGAACCGAGGGCUCAGAUCCUCGGCGGUGUGGUCAUAUUUGACAUGGGUGGAUUCACGUUACAACACGCUUACCAGAUCACACCAAAAGUCGUUUCGACGAUUUUCGACCUCAUCGUGUAUAGCAUACCGAUGAAAACGCACGCGAUCCACAUAAUCAACGAGUCGUGGGUGUUCGAGACGGUGUUCAAUCUCUUCAAACCGUUUUUGGGCAAGCGUUACAACGAAAUGUUGUUCUUCCAUGGUAAAAACUUGGAGUCGCUGCAUAAACAUAUUGAUCCUAAGUAUUUACCAAAAGUUUAUGGUGGAGUGCGUCCGAACUACCCAUAUCAACAUUGGUUUACAAAUUUGCAAAAAAACGCCGCUGUGACAAAAGAAAUGAAAAGUUUGGGUUAUUUGCAGUGAAUCUAAACAAUGAUACGUGUUGUAUUGUUAUACUUGUUUGUAAUAUUUUAUAAGUUUUUUCCUUUUCAUUUAUGGUUCAUGUUUAUCAUUUUUAU
Molecule: messenger RNA, 1634 nt
Organism: Sipha flava (yellow sugarcane aphid)
Lineage: Eukaryota; Metazoa; Arthropoda; Insecta; Hemiptera; Aphididae
Product: alpha-tocopherol transfer protein-like
Exons: 7
Coding region: 595-1539 (314 amino acids)
Cellular component (GO): membrane
Molecular function (GO): phosphatidylinositol bisphosphate binding
Source: RefSeq, a predicted model, not a curated record